AGGGGCUUAUUUAUACGCCAUAAGGCGCCCACGCGACCUCGUCUUGCUCCAGUGGAUCGUGAAAACAGGAGUUUCUCCAGUUGGGGACGAGUCCAGGGGGUGGAUUCAUGCCUUCCUGAGUGUCUUCACCGGAUGUUCCGGGGGUCUUACUGUCUUCGGUGAGGGUUCGGGAGGGAAUCAACGGAUUGGUCUAGUCUACAGUGUUUCGUGAUAAAAACUAGUGCUUCAAAAGUUGAUUAAAAUAAAAAAAACAAUGUCUUCAAGUGUGAACACGUGAUUUUUUUAUUUUAAACCGUGAGCAAUCGAGGAAAACUAGAUUUAUUAUUCUUUGAAUUAGAGGUGCGAAUUUUUUAGCGUUAAUUAGUGUGAUUAUCACAAUGAGUGGAUUCAAACGCAUGCAGAGCCGAGUGUUCUGGGGCCACAUGGAGGCUCAAGAUCUGGAUAAAACGCCUCUCCUUGGGGGCACAUCCUCCCGACUUCUUCAAACUUCUUACUGCAAUUUCGGUCGUGACACUGACACUGAGAAAGACAGUGACACGAGUCGCGAAGGUGAUGAACUAACGGGCAACAGUAUGAGCAUGAACAUCACAGCUAUUAGGAUAAACGAAGUGAUCGAGGAGGGCUCGGAGGUUCAGCUCCGAACGUCAAUAGAGGGAAGUUUGUUGGAGGUACCCGAGGAUGUCGAGGACAAUGUCGAAGAGAUCGAAAACCCCGGAACGGGGAGUGCAGUGGAGCAGUGCUGCAGAUCGUCUGGCCAGCAGUGUCAAGGUCACGGGAGUUUGGACUCGGGAUUCUCGGACUCGGAGAGGUCCAAGAGUCCGGAUAUCAUGGACAAUGGAGCCCCGAGGAGGCAGAGGAGGAGGCGGAGGCGGUCGAGGGACAGGCCGAGGGUGAACCCGAGGGUGAAUGCCCUUUUCCGGGAACACGAUCUUCUCCACACGUCGACGCCGAAGAGAGAGUUCCCUGGGGCGAGGUCGAGGCAGAGUAUGAUGUUCACUAGUGACGAGGAACGAGAACUGUUAUCUCGCAGGAUUGAAGAAGAAAGGGAGGAAACCGCGAUUCGACCUGGCGAUGUUAUCCCUCAGGAGGAGGAGUGUCUAGGAGACUUCCUCUAUGCACAAGAGCCCCCAGAGGAUGACAUUCCCACGUCGUCAAGCACGUCGCGAGGCUCCACCCCGUCGUUCGCAGGGCCUUGGUACUCAAGGCUCUCGAAUGAACGUUCAGGGUCGAGUGGAAGCAGCCCGAGGAUUUCGAGUGAGGCAAGGUGCCAGGAGUCUGUAAAGGUGUGGCUGAGGGACCUCGCUGAGGACUACGAGCCCGAGUGCUGUGUUGCAUUGCAGAGUAAGGCCCUGCCGAAGAGAAGGGAGCAGAAGGAGACGAGUGAGGAGAGCCAAUCGAGGGAUUUGAGACUGAUGACUGCUACCGCCACUGCUGCAGCUACGGAGUUAAUUAUUAGGGCUGAUGGAUUCUCAAAACAUAUUCGGGAUGUCAUUGACAAAGUGUCACAUUUAGAAAGUGGAAGAUCGGAGCGAGAGCUCCUGCGUUCGAUUGAAGAAGAGGCAUUCUCACUCUUAUCAGAGCUAGGAGCUCCACCUCCUCGAAGGAUCCACGAAGGAAGUCUGCGAUCAAUUCUGUCUCAACUAGAAUCCCUCGAAAACGUCGUGAACUGCACCGUAAACACUCGUCUGGACUUCUACAUCGAGAGAGUCGUGAGAGGUCUCGAAGACGCUCCAGAGGAGACCGGAAGUGCAGCGAGAGGAGCGCUGGCUGCGCUAACAGCCCUCGGCCUCGCAGGCACACGAGCAGGGAGCAGCAUCGCCAGGUGCGCAGGGGUCCGCGCCCUCCUGACAUCCCUAAUCUCAGCUGGGAGACUCUCCAGCGAACUUCGUGCCUCCACUCUCCGCGCCCUCUCCAGCGUCUGCUGCUGUCCCCUAGCCAUCAAUCGCUUCGUCAAAGAGGGCGGCCCGGAGAUCCUCGUGGACCUGCUCGCAUCAAAGACGUCCCCCGAGAAGGAGAAGAUGGAAGCGGCGGCCCUAGUCGUUCAGAUAACGGCUCCGUGGACUGAUGCCCUGGGUCUCCGUCAUCUGGAGCCCUUUGCCAAUAUCCUAGUGGACAUUCUGACGUCCCUAGCUGAGGAGACCAAGUGCGGACAGACUCUCCUGCUCUCGGCAGCUGCUCUGAAUAAUCUCGGAGACUCGAAAAAAUGUGUUUACUCUAUCGUGAAGUGCGAUACCGUCCGGAAGCUCUUGAAAUGCGUCAAGAAGUCAGUUGGAGGGAGCAUUUGGCUCAUGGAGCAGGUCGCCUCGCUCGUGGGUAAACUCGCGAAGAUUCCAGACGUCAGGGGGCACCUGGCGAAGGCCAGGGCUUCUGUCGCACUCGUCUGCUUCCUCAGGAUGGCUCCCCCGGGACUCGAAGAAGCUUAUCAGAGGCUCGCGGUCACUGCAGCUGCAGCUCUCACACGACUCUGCGUCGAUCCUGAGAUUGCGAAACAAGUUGUGGCUGUUGGUGGGGCUGAUUGCCUUCCCAAUUACAACUCCGAGGAGGGGGAGGACGAGGAGGAUCAGGUUGGUCUGCUGAGGUACACCAGGAGUCUCAGAAUUGCCUGUAGAAAGGCUGCUAAACACAUCGAUGAGGCCAAGGCAUGCGACUAUUCGAUGUGAAUCAGGAUUAGUCAUUGA
Diachasma alloeum is the source of this 2678-nucleotide messenger RNA. It is a transcript of the gene insc, whose product is annotated as protein inscuteable homolog. NCBI's taxonomy places the organism in Eukaryota, Metazoa, Arthropoda, Insecta, Hymenoptera, Braconidae. The record is from RefSeq and is a predicted model, not a curated record. Gene Ontology annotation, cellular component: apical cortex. Gene Ontology annotation, biological process: establishment of mitotic spindle orientation; asymmetric cell division; regulation of asymmetric cell division. Gene Ontology annotation, molecular function: cytoskeletal adaptor activity. The transcript is spliced from 4 exons. Bases 378 to 2660 code for a protein of 760 amino acids.